Molecule: messenger RNA, 2567 nt
Organism: Sphaeramia orbicularis (orbiculate cardinalfish)
Lineage: Eukaryota; Metazoa; Chordata; Actinopteri; Kurtiformes; Apogonidae
Gene: atg14
Product: autophagy related 14
Biological process (GO): autophagosome assembly; autophagosome membrane docking; mitophagy
Cellular component (GO): extrinsic component of omegasome membrane; extrinsic component of phagophore assembly site membrane; autophagosome
Molecular function (GO): phosphatidylinositol 3-kinase regulator activity; protein-membrane adaptor activity
Source: RefSeq, a predicted model, not a curated record
UCAUUACAUAAACAAACCGAUCGCGUUUUCGGCGGAACCGGAAACAUCCGUCCACCGGAGUCUGUUGAUGAAAACAAAAUCACCAAGGCCCGUUUCCAGAAGCCGGCUUUAGACCGGGUCAAACUCCAGCUCUGAGCUCAUUAAACCCGGAACAUGAGCCUGGACCCGGUCUUUGGGAUCCGGUCUGUUCUCACCCGGUUCUAAUUCCGACCCUUUAGCUUUAGCCGCAUUAGCCUGUUAGCUUAGCCGAACCCCGGUCAUGGCGUCCUCCGUCGGACUCCCUCCGCUUGGCUCGGACCCGGACCGCCGUGCAGCUUCCUCCCCCGGCCUUCUGAGUGGUUCCAGGCCCGCCGUCCGGCCCCACCUGCCGGGCUGUGUGAUGGUGGAGUCCGUGGACGACGCGGAGGGUCUGUACGUGGCCGUGGAGCGGUGUCCGCUCUGCUCCACGUCCCGCCGGAGGCUCACCUGCGCCCGCUGCGUCCGGGACGGGGACUUUGUGUAUUUCGACGGGCGGAACACGGAGAGAUUCACUGAGAAGAUGGACAGGCUGCAGAAGCUGAAAGAAGAGAAAGACCAGCUGCAACAAAGGUAAGAGGACCAGGUGGACAAGGAGGACCAGGUCGACUGGGGAAAUGGGAAGAUCAUGUCGUGUAAGAUGAAGAUCGAGCAGCUGAAGGAGGCGGUUGCCCUGGGCAAUGAGGCGGUCAAGAGCGAUAAAGAACUCCUGACUCGCUCUCAGGAGGAAACUCAGCGUCUGCAGCGACGCGCCGGACGACACCAGGAGAAACGGGACAAAAUCGAACGACACAACCGUCGUUUGGGCGAAGUGCUGGAGAAACGGAGCCGAGAGCUGCAGAACCGCCUGGAGCAGCUGUCGGCGCUGAGGAGGGAACACAUCCUGGAGCUGAGCACGCACAUCUUCCCCACCCAGGAGGAGAAGCAGGGCAGUAGAGACCCCGCGGACGUGGUCGAGUGCGACCCUGCGUUGACCUCCAGUACGGUCAGUGAACUGGCUGAGGCCCGGCGGACCACCUACCUGUCAGGACGCUGGAUCUGGGACGACCAGAACGGAGAGACCAGCAUCAGCAUCACGGGACCGCCCGUCACUCUGCCCAGCAAUGGGGACUGCUCUGCCUACUACAGCUGGGUGGAGGAGAAGAGCACCAAUCAGGGGCCGGAGCUGGACCACAUUAACCCAGCCCACACCAUCAGUGCCGCCCGUUACUCCACCCAGCUGGUCACCAUCCUGUCUCACAUCCUGGACGUUCAACCUGCCAAGAAACUGUGCAACAGUGAGUUCUGUGGAGAAAACCUGAGCAGAUACCGCUUCACCAGAGCCUUGAGCAAACUCAACACCAACGUCCUGCACCUGUGCUUCUCCCAGCACGUGGACAGUGAGAAGCUCCACCCCCAUCACACCCUGAGGAACGUUAUGUUCCUGGUGUCACCUGAGAACCAGAACCUGGGCAGAACCGGCCCGUUUGAGGUCAGUGCCGACCUGGAGGAGUCCAUGGAGUUUGUGGAACCGGAGGCGUCAGGUCCGGCCGAGGAGAGUGGAGACGAGGCGGGGGUGACGGACGAGGAGACGGACCUGGGGACGGACUGGGAGACGGUGCCCAGCCCACGCUUCUGCAUCCCCUCACAGUCCAUGGAUCUUUCCCAGAGUGCACUGCAGGUGUCCCAGCCGGCCGCCAACACCGGGGGCAUGAUCUCCUCAGCCGCAGCCUCCGUAUCGUCCUGGUUCCGGGCCUACACCGGACAGCGCUAAACCGGAUCCGCCCAGACCCUGGACCCUGACCUUUGACCUCUGACCUUUGACCUCUGAUUUCUGACCUUUGAGCUCUUACCUUUAACCUCUGACCUCUGUUCAUCUGUUCACUCAAAGGAAAAACUGUUUUUUAUCUUGGACGUCGUUUUCUCCACGUUUGAGAAACUUUGGAUUUGGAACCUGGAUUUUAUAUGAAACUGAAACUGAAGAGGAAACAAAGGACUGGACUGACCUGGACCGACUGGACCAGACUAACCCAACUGGACCGACUGAACUGACCCGACUGGACCGGACUGACCUGGACCGACUGGACCAGACUGACCCAACUGGACCGGACUUACCCGGACCGACUCGACCGGGCUGACCCGACCAGACAGACCCAACUGGACUGACAGGACCGGACUGACCCGACUGGGCCAGACUGACCGGACCAGACUGACCCGACUGGACCGGACCGACUGGACAGACCCAGACUGGACUGGACUGCUGCAUGGUUUGGUGACUUUUCGAAGCCCUCCCAUUUGUCAGAUGUUGGUGUGAACCAGUCGAGUUCCUUUUGAAAUAAAUGGAACUAAGUUUUUCCAGGAGUUUGAAGAAUAAACCUGAUUAAAGAUGAACUGACGUCAGAAUCAAACAAACUUAUACUCACAUUUGUUUUGUCAGAAAAUGAGUCAUGACUUGAUUUUUGCCAAAUCUGGUUUAAUUUGACGUUUCAGUCGCUGAAGUUCAUCCAAAGUCUGGAAUAAAAGACAUGUUCUCUAUUUUAAUGUUUUUAUUCAAUAAAACCGUGUUUACUUCA